AUGACCAAGCUGAAAGAGGCCGGGGCGGUGCUGCUGGGCAAGCUGAAUAUGAGCGAGUUUGCCAUGGGCGACGCCUUUCAUCACCCAUAUGGCCGCCCGCGCAACCCGUGGGACCUGUCGCGCAACCCAGGCACCUCCAGCAGCGGCUCCGGUGCGGCCACAGCCGCGUUCCUGUGCGCCACGUCACUGGGCGAGGACACGGCCGGUUCGAUUCGCGGACGCCCCACCGCCUUUCUGCGGCCUGCUAUUGCCGGACACGACCCCAACGACUCCCACACUCGCAACGCUCCGGUCCCCGACUACCUGGAAGGGAUCGAUGGCGGCAUUCAGGGCCUGCGGGUGGGGGUGCUCAGCGAUCGCGUGAACGACGACGGGGUGGAACCGGACGUUCGCGACGCCAGUCGAACGCGUGCAGUGCAGGUGGACGCAUAUGGGCGAACUGGGCGCAAAGGUGGAAAGCGCAGUCUCAUCCGAUGCAUGUCCCAGGCGGGCAGCCCAUAG
Messenger RNA from Geodia barretti, 501 nucleotides. The record is from the annotation of a GenBank genome assembly. NCBI's taxonomy places the organism in Eukaryota, Metazoa, Porifera, Demospongiae, Tetractinellida, Geodiidae.